This is a messenger RNA of Paramecium sonneborni, 794 nucleotides long. Lineage: Eukaryota; Ciliophora; Oligohymenophorea; Peniculida; Parameciidae. The record is from the annotation of a GenBank genome assembly.
CAUGGCAGAUUUUAAUCCAUAAGAGAGAGUUAAGAAAAUGGUAAACGCCAUAAAAGCUGAGGUAAUAUUGAUGAUUAUUUAUUUGAUUAGGCUACUGAAAAGUCUGAAUAAAUCAAGGAUAUGGCUGCAUAAUAGUUUAGAAUUGAAAAGAACAAACUUCUAAAUUAAUAGAAAGAGAAAAUUAUUGAAGAAUAUAAAAAAAAGAUUGAAUCAUAUACAAUUGAAAAAAGAAUGUAUAAAUAUUUAAUAGGUUUAGUCAACGAUCUUCAAAAAUUAAUCAAUCAAGAUUGUCUAAAAUGCAAGCACGCUUUGAAUUAAUUUAAAGACUAAAAGAAGAAGUUCGUUAGAGAAUGGCUAAGUUGAUUUAAGAUUAAAGUGUCUAUAAAGAAUUACUUAAAAACUUAAUUAUACAAGGAAUGAUUAAAUUACUUGAACCUAGAAUUGAAUUAACAUGUUUAGAAUAAGAUGUAUAACUAAUCAGAACUGUUUUGGGAGAAUGCUAAUCAGAAUUCACUUAAAUUAUUAAGAGAGAAACAACUAAAGAUUUUAAAACAACCUUAAGUAUUAAUUAGAGUUAAUAUCUAACAGAGAAAGCUGGUAAACCUAUGUAAAAUUAGGAUAUAAACAUUUUUUAGUUUGGGAGGAGUUGUCUUGAGUUGUGCUAAUAGUAGAAUUGUUUGUUCCAACACUUUAGAUGAUAGAUUAGAACUUUCCUUAUAAGAAUUCUUGCCAGAUAUUAGAAAUGGAUUGUUUAAGAAAUGAAAAAUGAGUAUUUACAAUAUAAAAAACAUAUA